UGAUUUGACACAACAACAACGGAAUGAUUACUUCACACUGGUAACUGAUUUCAAGGAAAGGGUCCGAGAGAAAAGAACAUAGACAGAGUAUAUUCAAUCUCCACAUCGCCACCGUGUUGACCACCAUGCCACGGCCCAUGUCGUCAUCAGUGGUAUUUUUUGUUUCUUUCUUCUUUAGCAUCGGCCUUUUGGCCAACGUGUUCUGCGAAGACAUUGAUCCACAAGAUCUUUCCCCAAGCAUCAAUCCUGAUUCCGGUCGAUCUCGAUCUUUGGCUUCGCUUCAAGCGAUAGCUACGUCGAGUCCUAAUUUUCGGGCAAGGCGGUUGCAUUAUCCCGUGACCGAUCCACACGUGUGCUUGGCAUUUUUGAGCUGCUGCCAACGCACCGAUUUGCUAAAUCACACCAUUGCUGGAGCAAUUCGGCAYAUGGAAGAAGAUGAGCCGUCAUUCCUUCGGUAUGAAAUCGCGUGGGUGGACAACGGAAACACCGCAGAGGAUACGAAAUACAUAAAAGAAUCGUAUCCCAUCGAACACGCUCUGACACUCCCUAAAAACAUGGGUCUCGCUUACGGWAUGAAUCUACUYGUCAACAACCUGUGCAAAGCUCCCUAUAUUUUGCUUCUGGAGGAAGACUGGCUUUACCUCGACGAAAUUGUGGCGAAUCAGACAGAGGAACGAAAACGCUCGAUCGCCACAUCGAUUGCAUUGCUUGAAAAUCUGAAGAAGAAUAACGUCACGGCCUAUGAUGAACGAAAUGUCAUUGGCGUGUUUUUGCGCCAUGAAACCUACGACUCGUUUUUGACAUUUCCGCAUGCAGAUAUUUGGGAACGAAGGGAAAACGUCAGUCUCUCACAAAUAUUGGCGCCGCCAGUAACAUCGGACAGGUGUAGCUCAAAUAUCACCGAGACAGAUUUGAUCAGCGAUGAUCAUAACCAGGGGAAURACGACGACGAUGGCACUGUGGACAUUGAUUAUCGAAUUUUCUGUGCAGAUGUMGGCGCCAAGGCCGGAGCCAUUUGGGGAUCUUACACGAACGGCGCUGGUUUGUAUCGUCGUUCCGAUUUGCAAAAGGUUGGUCGACAGUUCGGAGAACCCGGGGACGCUUUCCAUGAUCGUUACGUCGAAGCUAAUUAUGCGUUCCGAGUUGCACUCAAAAACUGCCACGCGGCUCUUCGGUUGACGAAAAACGAAUCGUGCAAUGCCAUUUACGACCCGGAAUGCACGGGUGCAUUUCACCACAUCGGAGGUGGGAGAGGAACACGACCCCGAACAGCAAAGGGAACAAAGUGCAUGGAUAUCGCUUGGAAUUUCUUCGGAACUCCUCUUUAUGAAAAAUUCCACAAGUUUGCGGCUCAAACCACUGGAGAAACCACACAAAAAUGCAGUAGAAAGGAAUUGCAAGAGUUGCGAGACCAGCAAUUCCGAGAAACGGAUUCAGAGAGCUACAGAGAGGAGGUUCGAAUACAGAACAAAAAGGUGUUUCAAAAAGAAGAAGAGAGACGCCAAUCACUACGCGAUCAAGCCGAGUUGAUACUAAACAUGCUGGCAAAAGGACAAGCAAACGAUCUUCGCGGUGCUGUGCCUUGGAUGGAUGGUAUGUCGAACGAGGAAAUCGCUGAAAAAGCUCGAAGUUUCGAGAAGCUAGCAAAUUCACCACAUCCCAUGGAUGGAUUCUGGGAUUUGCUCGGAAGAGUGCAGCAUGCCGAUUAGAGAGCGGUCUGUUCAGAGAGUCCACGUCGAUUUUAAAUCAACCUCUUUACCUACUCGUAAGUAUUGUAUUUAAUGAGAGUUCAAAUUAGUAGUAACAGCAAUACAUCCAAUUUUCGCAA
Pseudo-nitzschia multistriata is the source of this 1828-nucleotide messenger RNA. NCBI's taxonomy places the organism in Eukaryota, Bacillariophyta, Bacillariophyceae, Bacillariales, Bacillariaceae. The record is from the annotation of a GenBank genome assembly.